AUGGAUAUCACAAAGCAGCCCUCAAGGACCGAUGCCGCCGAGAAAGCACCCACAACGCCAGACUCUGUAUCUGAACCUGAGCAGCCUUAUUGGACCCCAGAUGAAGAGAAACGCGUCGUCAGAAAGCUCGACAGUAUUGUGAUGCCGCUACUGAUGAUGGCGUUCUUUGCGUUGCAACUCGAUCGUGGCAACAUCGGAAAUGCUUUGACAGACUUCUUCUUCCGGGAUGUGGGCAUCACACAGAAUCAGUUCAACAUUGGGCAACAGCUCUUGUCGUUGGGCAUUGUUCUCCUCGAGGUUCCCAGUAACUUCAUCCUAUACCGAGUCGGGCCAGCCAAAUGGAUCGGCGUCCAGAUCAUUGCAUGGGGAUUCGUUGCAACUUUCCAGGCGUUCCAGAAAGGGGUUGCUGCAUUUAUGGUUACCAGACUUCUGCUCGGUCUCACGGAAAGCGGCUUCAUCCCAGCAGGGCUGUAUACCAUCACUAGGUUCUACAAGAGAGACGAGACCAGCAAGCGCUUCUCUUGGUUCUUCAUCGGCAAUCAGUCUGCACAGGCAAUCAGCGGCCUUCUCGCGUACGCAGUCCUUCAUAUGCGAGGUAUUGGUGGUCGCGCUGGCUGGUUCUGGCUCUUUCUCCUGGAGGGGCUUUUCACGAUACUCGUUGGAUGCAUCUUUACAUCCCUGUUUCCGCUGAGCCCACUCCGUCCUGUGCCGUGGCUGGCAAAGCUACAGUAUUUCAACGAACGUGAGAAGACAAUUCUGCUCCAGAGGGUUCUCCUUGAUGACCCGUCGAAACGCCAUCCAGAACAUAACAUCUCGAAAGCAGAGUUCAAAUCUGUCUUCACAAAUUGGCGGCUCAUACCACAUGUUCUCCUCACGAUCUCUGGACUGGCACCGUCAUCUGUUAUGUGGAACUAUGCACCAACUCUGAUCAGAGGAUAUGGGUAUGGGCGCCUGAGAUCCAAUGCAAUGGUGUCCAUUGGACAGUGGUGCUCGCUGAUCCUUACCGUGACCUGGGGAUUCUUGGCUGACAGAUGGGGACGUCGAGGUCCUCUGGUGACGCUAGGAGUGUUGUGCUGGUGGGCCUGUGUUGUUGCUAGCCGCACAUUGAUCUACUCUCACAAUGCCAAGUCGCGCUUCGCAGCACUGACACUUGGAAUCGCGGUUUCGAGCUUCUGGCAUCCCGUCAAUGGCUCCUGGAUGGCACUGAAUGCACGCACCGCUGGAUUCAGCGAUGUGGGUGCUUUCGGCAGCGAGAUCAAGACACCGAACCUCAACAGCCUCGCUGAAGAUGGUGUACGAUUCACAGAUUUCCACGCCGCAGCGGCCUGCUCACCAACAAGGUCCAUGCUCCUCAGCGGCACUGACAAUCAUAUUGCCGGAGUCGGAGCGAUGAUAGAGUCAAUCAAGGAGUACCAGAAGGGGCAGCCGGGCUACGAAGGAUACUUGAAUGAACGAGUCGCGGCGCUACCGGAGCUGCUCAGGGAUGCCGGCUACUUCACGUUGAUGUCAGGGAAGUGGCACCUUGGUCUCGAUCGGAAACAUUGGCCAAGCGAGCGUGGAUUCGAUCGUUCAUUCGCUCUCCUGCCAGGCGCAGCUAACCAUUACGGAUGGGAACCACAGCUUGCAAGGAAGGACGAAAAGAUACCAGGAGUCCUUGCUAAGACACCGGUUUUCUAUGCUGAGAACGACAAGGCUCUCGGUCCCGCAGACCUUGGCCAGGACUUCUUCUCAUCGAAGUCGUUCACGGACAAAUUACUAGGAUUCCUGGAAGAUCGCAGCGCAGAACAACAGCAACAACCUUUCUUCGCGUAUCUGCCCUUCUCAGCACCACACUGGCCGUUGCAGGCCCCGGAGGCCGAUCGUAUUGCCUACCGCGGGCGCUACGCCGACGGCCCAGAGGUCCUCCGCCAGCAGAGACUGACAAAUCUGAAAGGACUCGGCUCAUACCCGAGCACGCCCAGCCUCACGGAGUCAUCAGCCCUCCAGUAA
Messenger RNA from Cyphellophora attinorum, 1989 nucleotides. Its product is annotated as Arylsulfatase. Bases 1 to 1989 code for a protein of 662 amino acids. Gene Ontology annotation, molecular function: transmembrane transporter activity. The record is from RefSeq and is a predicted model, not a curated record. Gene Ontology annotation, biological process: transmembrane transport. Gene Ontology annotation, cellular component: membrane. The transcript is spliced from 6 exons. NCBI's taxonomy places the organism in Eukaryota, Fungi, Ascomycota, Eurotiomycetes, Chaetothyriales, Cyphellophoraceae.